Daldinia childiae is the source of this 765-nucleotide messenger RNA. RefSeq names its product CTD kinase subunit gamma. Gene Ontology annotation, biological process: positive regulation of transcription by RNA polymerase I; positive regulation of DNA-templated transcription, elongation. Gene Ontology annotation, cellular component: CTDK-1 complex. The transcript is spliced from 3 exons. The coding region runs from base 1 to 765 and encodes 254 amino acids. Lineage: Eukaryota; Fungi; Ascomycota; Sordariomycetes; Xylariales; Hypoxylaceae. The record is from RefSeq and is a predicted model, not a curated record.
AUGGCGGCGGAUCCUUUCGAAGUUCGGAUGCGCUUUAGCGGCCAGCUUCAACACUUGAAUGCAAGUACUACCGCUGCCCAGAAAGCUGCCCAGUAUGCAAUGAAGUACAAAGAUAUGGAGGAGGAUCUGCACUCCUGUAUUCUCGAGCAGAUUGAGAAGACUAGCAUGAACACACGUGCAAACAUCAUGUACUUUCUGGAGCACUUGCUGGAGAUGGCAUCAAAGGAUCGCCAGAACCAGUAUGUUCGAAUGAUGCAGAGAGAUAUUAUUCGAGUUGUAGAUGCAGUCUGUCCGGAAGAUGGAUCCGGUGCCGCCAAUGUCAAAGUUGUCCGACGGGUGCUUCAAAGCUUAAUGAACAAGUCUAUUCUACUCGAACAGACGGUGCUCGAGAUUGAAGGCUGUCUUAAAGAGCGCGAUACCUCUAUUGACCUUGGCUUCUCUUCACCUGCCAAUGGCGACGACGCUUCCCGUUCGCGUAAUGGUAACGGUGCCGCCAGUUCUCACCGCCUCGACAAGCGCCAGAUUGAGCAGCGCAUCGAAGAGGAUCGUGAGCGACACAAGCGUAUGCGCGAGAGCAUGUGGGCGGUUCCCGGAACCAUAGAGGAGGAGGCAAUGAAGCUUCUCGAAGAAACAAGCGAUCUCGGAGAAGAUGAUCACAUCCUAGGCCGCGAGGAAUGGGAAGAGUUUCAGCGGGAAGCUGAGAUGAGCAAAUGUCAUCAUCUCCGACAAAGAGAUGCUACCACCAAUGGGUCUUCAUCGCACUAG